Molecule: messenger RNA, 2925 nt
Organism: Nymphalis io (European peacock)
Lineage: Eukaryota; Metazoa; Arthropoda; Insecta; Lepidoptera; Nymphalidae
Gene: pio
Exons: 10
Coding region: 335-1588 (417 amino acids)
Source: RefSeq, a predicted model, not a curated record
CCCAACUCGAUUCUCGAGCGCGCGGUCGCCAUGCGAUUAAUAAAAACGAUAUUUAACGAAAAACGAACAUAAUUCAAAUUGAAACAUUCCAAAUUUGAAAAAAUCAAAUCUACUAACUAAAUGUUUUUAAAACUUAUCCUCGAGUUUUGAACGAAGAAAAUUUGAUUGUUCCAAAGCAUAUGGCUCCAAGGAUGUGAUUUAUUUUUUAUUUUUAAAUAGUGUUGUCGCAAAGGAAUGUGGUUUUAGUGUCGAUGCACAUAAGGACGUGUGUUGUGUGUAUGUGUGGUUGCGAUUUGAGUUUUGUGUUUAAAAAUAAGUUUUAAAAGACUGAAAUAUGUGGAGCAUACUUAUGGUAGCAGCGCUGUUCGCGACCGCGCGUUCUAAACAAAUACCCUCCAACACCGAAAUAGCUACGACGACUGUAGCGACGGCCACGGAGCCGGUCUCAGAAUGGCCCGGAGCAUUAGCGCCCCUCGACACUCUUGCAGUUGCUUGCGAGAAAGAGAACAUGCAUGUGACCAUCUCUCUCGCACAUAUCCAGUCACAUCCAAACAGUAUAUAUGACACAUUCAACGGUAUUGUAUACCCAGCGGGCCUGGGCAGCAACUCAACGUGUCUCCGGGAAUACGUAUCGGCGAGAGGGGAUUUGCAGUACACCCUUCCUCUAAAGGGUUGCAAUACGAUGUCCAAUGAUAAUGACGAUGGUACUGUAGAAUACUACAAUAACAUCAUCGUACAGCCACACCUUCGGCUUGUUACCGGACAAGGACGAGGGUACCACGUUCGCUGCCGCUACCGUCGCCGUGACCUCACCCUUUACCACCUACAUCGACCACAUGCUGACCGUUUGACUAACACCAGGGAUAACUAUAAUAACGACGAAUACGAUGAAGACUCAGGAUUGUUACCAUCAGUCACAAUGAAGAUAUACAAAGGAGACCCGGAAGAUAAAGAGGUGGCGUCAAAUGUUAAAAUUGGUGACAUUCUGACCCUGGUCGUUUCGUUGGAGAAGCAACGCCAAUAUGGUCUUCUUGUCUCCGAGUGUUCCGUAAGAGAUGGUUUGGGGUGGGCUGAACAGAGUCUUAUAGCGGAUGAUGGGUGUCCACUGGAUGGAGAAAUUAUGGGAUUGUUCCAAUAUUCUCGCGAGAAGCAAGAGGCUCGUGUAUCCUUCCCCGCUCACAAAUUCCCCUACACUGCCAGUGUCUACUACACGUGCGAAGUUAAGCUCUGUGAUCUAAAUCACCCGACUGAUUGCGAGCCAUGUUCCCAUAAGAAGAACCGUGUACGUCGCCAAUCUGACGAAGGAUCACCAGCUACAGUGGAAGUGUUCUCAGGGUUAUACGUCAAUGAAGCUGACUCGCCCGAUAACGAUGAGGUUACUAGCGAAAAGAAAGAAGAUGAAAUCUGCAUAUCUCAACGCAACUUCGCCAUUGGUAUAUGCGUUGCUGGAGUCAUUUUGAUGAUAUGCGUGAUCGCGGCCAUUGCGUUUAUACUCGCAAGAAGACGAAACCCUAAAACAUAUUCUAGAACCGGAAGCUCCCUCUACAGUGGACCUUAUACUAACACCGGAUAUUCACACACAAGCUAAUACUGCCUUUAAUAAGCCGCUUUACCCUACGUACAAGGUUGCAUUAUAUAUUGAAUUUGUAACCAGAAAGAGACAAAUUAUAGGGUAAAUGUGACUAUGUCGUAGUAAUUUAGGAUAUAAUAAAUUGGUUUUAAAAUAUUACAACGAAUAAAAAUGACAAUUUAGAAAACAUUUUGUUAGUAUGUUUGGAUAUCUGUUUGUCUUCGAUACAUGUUUGAGUCGCGUAAUUUUUUUUAAAUACUAUUAUCUUAACGUCUUAAUACUUUUUAAGGUUCAGUCAUAACACCUUAAUGGGAUAACAAUUAAUUCGACGUCUUAAUCGAUAUGUCGAUUUCUAUUUGUAAUUUAGGUCCGUGUAUUAUUUAAAAAUAGAAUGUUGUGUUCAGAAACCACAACGAUUCAGUCAAUUUUAUUUAAGUAUUACCAAUUAAAUUAAUCUUAAGUCUUAAAACAACGGGGAUAUUAUAUACUUAAUACAUCGUUUGUGAUAAUUCGUGCAUUAAUGUAUCCGUCCUUUAAACAAUUUUACUUGUAAGUUACGUUAAAUGGUUGCCUUGCAUUACGUAAUAAAUUUAAAAAUAAUGAAGCUUCAUUUAUAAGAAUGUAUAAAUUCUUCAAUAUCAAUAUUUUAUGUGAUUUUAGUUUAAUUUUAUUUUGAACCCGUGUAAGCUAUUGAAAUAAAUCUAUGUAAAACACUACAAUCACUAACAAUAACAAAUGACAUUCUCAAUUUUUUUCUUGAUAGUUUGCACGGGACCUUAUUUUUAUGUUUUCGGUGGCGGGAAAUCUGUCCAUGGUUAGAGGUCCCUCUUUUUAUAAACAAUAAAAUGACUACAUAAAUUUUUAUAUAGUCUGUGAUAUGCAUGUUUUUUGACAGUUAAAUACAAAAAUAUUUAUUAUAUAUACCACUAGAUGGCGUUAAUUUUACGCAUUAUUAUUAUUUCUUUAUUUGGUUAUCAGUAUAGUUUAGUGAAUACCAUCUUGGAUAAUUUCAGCGUUUAAAAAAACUAAUCUGUAUUCAUUAUAUUUUUUGUAAUAUAAUCUGAAUCGAUGCCAUAUUUAAUUAAUAAACCUUCUUAGUAGCCAAUAUUCCGUCCAAUUAUAGGUGCUAUUUUUAUACUAUUAGCUUUUUAAAUGCUUUUUGCUUCCUAUAAUGUUGUAACAACGAAUUUUGAUACGUGUUUCAUACCUACUCCAUUGUUGUUUAGUUAUGACUAAUUUACCUAGUGUGUUUUUUUUAGUUACAAUGGAGUUCUGGAACCAUAUCGAAGCGUAAUACGUAGGCUUAAAUUGUAUGUGUAUGAUUUUUUUUAACAAAUAUACUGACUUGAAAAUUA